AGGGAGGCUGUCUUUGGGAUACAGCAGACUGAGUGAGUGAGGAGGAGAGGGAGCGGGAUGCUGACAGAUUCCUGAUAGAUGGCUAAAAUGGCGAAAGCGUGUUCGACCCCAGCGAGCCACCAAACUGUAGCAGUGUAGGUCGGAACAUGUAGUAGCUGAGGCUGGAUAUCUCUCGUGUGUGUGCUUUUCUUUUUUUUAAAAAAAAACACUCCCUCUUCGUCUAUUCACCUCACGUUGUCUUCUGCAAGUGCUGGAAUAUUUUCUAUAAGUGUUUUAAAUGGCAUCCACAAGGCGCCGCCGCCUUGUUCCGUGCUUUUUGGGAAUACUCCUAAACGCUUUAAUCGGUGUGAUGUGCGAAGCAGAGCUCUCCUUCACACUGGAGCCCACUGACAUCAUCGCUGUACAGGAGCAGCCCCUCAUGCUCCACUGCCAAGUGGACGGCAUCCCCCCAAUUACGACACAGUGGAGGCACAACGGCCUGCUGUUAACUCAGGAUAAGCAUCACACCACCUUCAUCAACGGCUCGCUCCUGAUCGCUCACUUCCAGAAGACCAAAUCCGACGGCUCGUCUGAUGAGGGCGACUACGAGUGCGUGGCCGAGAAUUCUUUUGGGCUGGUGGUGAGCCGCAAGGCCCGUAUUCAGGCAGCCACCAUGGCAGACUUCCAUGUCCAACCAGAGUCGGUGCACGCCGAGGAGUCCGGUGUGGCCAGAUUCCAGUGCCAGAUCCAUGGCCUGCCAGAGCCUGUCAUCAGCUGGGAAAAAGACAGCCGUCCGGUGGACACCGAGGACAAGAGGUACACUCUUCUGCCUACAGGUGUCCUGCAGAUUACAGGAGUGCGUGAGGAGGACAGUGGGAAGUUCUGCUGUGUGGCUCAUAACAGUGCAGGAGUGAAACACAGCACUGAGGCCCUCCUCACUGUUUCAGGCUCUCAGUCAUCUGUUUACAAAGAGCCUAUGAUAGUGGUUGGCCCAGAAAACCUCACCCUCACUGUUCACCAAACCGCCAUCUUGGAGUGUGUUGCUACCGGAUACCCUCGGCCCAUCGUGUCUUGGAGCAGACUAGACGGCCGUCCGAUUGGUGUGGAGGGAAUCCAGGUACUCGGCACAGGCAACUUGAUGAUCUCAGAUGUUGGUGUGCAGCACUCAGGGGUCUACGUGUGUGCUGCUAACAAACCAGGCACCCGUGUUCGUAGGACUGCUCAGGGACGUCUGGUGGUCCAAGCUCCAGCAGAGUUUGUUCAAGCUCCGCAGUCCAUCGCUCGGCCCGUCGGCACCACCGCCAUCUUCACCUGCCAGGCACAGGGCGAGCCCGAGCCCCAGCUCACCUGGCUGAAGAACGGGCAGAUCCUGGAGCCCGGGGGACACGUCAAACUCAGGAACAACAACAGCACACUGACGAUAUACGGCAUUAGCCAGGAUGAUGAGGCUAUCUACCAGUGCAUUGCUGAGAACAGUGCCGGCUCCACACAGGCCAGCGCCCGCCUCACAGUGCUCUGGGCCGAUGGACUGCCCGGUGUGCCCACCAACGUGCAGGCUGAGGCCCUCUCACCCACCAACAUCCAGGUGUCCUGGAAGGAGCCGGAUCAGAACACUCAGGACAUCAUCGGUUACGUGCUCCACAUCCGCAGGACCUCAGACCCAGUGGAGAUGGAGUAUGAGGAGGCCGUGAGUAAGGUGACACUGCAGCAGAUCAUCAGGGACCUGGAGCCCUCAACCAGUUACACCUUCUACGUCAAGGCCUACACAUCCCACGGGGCCAGCAAACCAUCAGACAGUGUCACAGAGAGCACGCAUGGGGAGGUGCCAGCGCCGCCGUCCCUCUACACUAAGGUGGUGAACAGCAGUGUUAUACAAGCAACAUGGGAACCUUCCUCCAAGAUGGGCCAGCACCAAGGCUUCAGACUGUAUUACAGGAGAGCCCACACGCCGCUGUUUACUGGUCCCAUCAGCUUCCCUCGCAACGUCACCCAGUACAACAUCACUCAGCUGGAUCCUUCACUGGUCUAUGAGAUAAAGCUGCUCGCACACAACCAACACGGAGACGGCAACGCCACCCUGCGAUUUGUUUCACUUCGAGAGGCGGUGGAGAAAUCUGUGUUGGACACCCCGUGCGACUGUGUGAAAGACGAGCAGAGCAAAACAUCCACCACAGGCAUCAUAAUCGGCAUUCACAUCGGGGUCACCUGCAUCAUCUUCUGUGUGCUCUUCCUCGUAUUCAGCUACCGUGGCAGGUUAAUGAUGUGUAAGACGGUUCAGGCCACCCCCCAGGCGGGACACAGCGCAGUGCUGGAAUCCUCUUCCUCUUCCCAGGGGGCCUCAGGGCUGAACGGGGCUGCCAGGAGAGAGAUGGAGGUCAAUGGCAGCGCAGUGGGGAAGAAAGUGGCCGACAGCAACGAACUGGAGAGACUUUUUACUCAACCCACCACAGAAGAUACAUGCAUGUCUGACUCCUACGCGCUGAACGACACCCAGCUCUCUACGAUACCACUGGAUGAGUUUGCGCUGGAGCGGGAGACGCAGUUCCAGGAGCCUCCUGCAGCAGGAGCAGGUCGGCAGGACCAAGGCUGAUCAUGUAUGAAGGCCAAUUCACACGACACUGUCCACAGUGUCCACUUAGACUCUUCUCUCACUCAGGUUGACAAGUGUUUCCUUUCAAAGUAGUUUUUCCUUUUGUGCAAAGAUUUUUUUUUUUUUUAAGUUAAGGAGUUCUAGAGGAUCUAGGACCGUAUAUCAGAGUGUUUGGGGCCUGAGGUUUGGGAGAGCUCUCUUCUGACAGACAGCUGUCUCCAGCCAGGCCAGUUAAACGCUCUUUAUUUUUACAAUUUGGUCUUUUGUUAAUUUUCUGGUGUUGGGCAGCACACAGAAUAGAGGCCCCAUAAUGUCCUUGUUAUACAAUGAUGAUUUUAUUUUUAAGUUUAUAAAUAUAUAUAUACAUUUAUAUCUUUAUCAACUAUACUGUAUGUCGAAGUGGUUAUAAGUUAUUGGUCUUAUCUCUACUUUUCUGUGGAUGUCAAAGACUCCUGCUGCCUGAUCUCACCUACCAAUGAUUCCACCUUCUCGCUCACAGAAGACCUCAGCCUUCUGUCUCAGGACUUUGUUUCAGUGAUAUCAACAUUUUUUUAUGAGUUCUCGGCCUUCAUACAGGCACCAGACUUGGCUGUGUGAACCUUACGAUUCAACAAAAACCUACCUCAGCCGGAAUGAAUGUGUUGCGGGAAGCUUUUAGGGACUUUACCUUCCCCUGUGCUCACAAUUACUUUACAUGCGGAGGAACUGAUUGGUUUGAAAAUUACAAGAUCAGGUGCCGCACUACCUCAGAUGUCAAGAAUCGUCUCUCUUCUCCUGCUUUUCAAAGCAAAACGAAAAAAGAAAAAGAAACGAGUAUCCAACAUAAAGCACUUCCAAAUGCUGAAGUUAAUGUUCUACCUCAAGAUAACAAUGUUAAUGUUGUCGCUGUUGUUGUUGUUGUUUGUCUGUUUAUUGCAUAAUGAAAAACCCUCUUUUCCCUCCUCUGUGAAAUCCCAGCUUCCCUCUGUUGAUGAAUAUGGUGUUUGUAGAUUCAAUGUCAGUACCUCAUGCAAGUUGACAGACUGAUAACACUGUUGUAUGAAUUACAGUAUGUUAGGAUGAUGUAUGAAUUAUGAUGUUCCAUUGUGACCCCCCUUCUUUUUUUUUUAGAUUUUAUCUCGUUCAAAACAUCAUAUUUUUUUCUUAAGUUGAAUGAAAAGAGCGUUAGAGAUACACUGCCCUGCUUAUGAUAUGUUCAGGACUAUUUACUGCUCCAGACAGGAUACACAGUUUUUAAUUGGACCAAAUAAUAUGACUUACAAACAUCAGAUAUGUGCCUAAAAUUAUUGUAUGAUUGAAUUCUGUGUGUGUCUGUGUAGAUUAUGUUUUAUUGAUUGAAUGAAUGUUUCCACACCUAUAUGAUGUUUGUUAAACAAUUUAUCAAAAUUCCCCAAAAUUUAAUUUCACUGUUGUGAGUGUAAUGACUUAAAAGAAUAGUUUGACAUUUUGGGAAAUUUGCUCGUUAGCCUACUUGCUGACAGUUAGAUGUUACCACUCUUACUACUAGCUAUGAUGCUAUAACUGUUAGCAUGCACAGAUUAACCAGCUAAGAUGUAUCUUGUUAAUUUUUCAACACAGUUUCCAGGGUUGGAAAUUAGCACCAGCCACCAGCCACAAUGUCAGGUGGAGUUCAUUUUCAACCCUGGGUAGAGGUGCUGUUGUGCAUAUCUUUGGACUUAAGAUAAAGCCAGGCUAGCUGUUUUCACCUGCUUCAAGUCUUUAUGGUAAGCUAAGCUAACUAGCUCUAACAGCUCUAGCCUCAUACUUAAAGGAAUAGUUUGACAUGUCGGGAAAUAUGAUUAGUUUCGUUGUGGUGGAAAGCUCAAUUAGAAGAUCGAUUCAACUCUCGAGUCUGUACAGUUAAUAUGAUCUAUGGCAACCAGAUGGUUAGCCUAGCUUAGCUUAGCAUAAAGACCUCUAGCCCCCAGCUCAUCUAUAGCACACUAAAUAAUAUAUUAUUUAUCUUGUUUGUUUAACCCAUUCAAAAAACAAUUUCACCAAUUGGCUGUUUUAUUGGGGAUCAUGUUAUGGACUAUUUCUCAGGCCCUCAGGAAUUGCACCAGGCUUUUUUUAGUUUUUUAGUGGCCAAACAGUGAAAUAGCGAUGUCCAGGUCCGUCACAUGAUGCCAUUAGGCCCAAAAAGAUCUUUUCCCAUAGACUUAAUGGUGAAAAAGACAUCUGUAAAUUCGUGGAUCAUUUUUUUUGAGCAUCACAACCCCUUCAAAAUGAAUCAUUUCACUUUUGGGAUUUAAUCCAUUCAGUCCAAUAAGAUUUCUAAAGUCUACAAGAACAGCACAAUUUGCUCCCCAUUCAAGUUAGCAGAGCGCUACACCAGAAAUUUUCCGCUCAGCUUGUGAGAAUCUGUAAUGCACUUGCUCUAUGGGCCCAAUGAUGUAGAAGAUCUGGGUAAUUAUGUACCCAUGCAGGCUUUUUUUGGCUUCAAGUGCCACUGAGCAACUUUCACAGGAAUGAAUGGGCCCUGCAUCCAGUUCUCUUUAUACAUCUAUACUAUUUUUUGACAGUGAGCAGUAGCUUCGUGAAGUCUCCACCAGUUGCCUCGCAACUUUUCAGACAUAGUUGACAGAGUGGUAACAUUCUUCUCUAACUUUUCACCCAACAGCAAAUGAGCUAAAAGAACUAUUCUUUUGGUUUAAAUAAGCAGCAGUGUAUUUCUAACCUCUCUCUGGAUAUUUGUUGCUGCAGUACUCUUAGUAAUAUUUUUUCCACAUCACAUUAUCUGCCUCCUUUUUGAACAAAAGUAGUAGCCUUCAGACUUACGGUGCCCAGGAGACAUGACAGUUGCUGAUCAUGCUUGACUAUUGUUACUCUCUUCCCAAACCCACAACUGCUGCUUAGCAUUCUCCCUCCUGACGACACUGACUAGUCAAAGUGCUUCAGGAACGCCGUGUUUAUAAUAUAGCUGGUUGUUGACAGCCACGGGCAGAGAGCUGGCUGAGGGAGAUAGACGGUCGUUGGUUGGCUCUACGAUCACAGGGCUUCUCUCUCCAGCUCUCCGCUCUGUGUCGUCACAUACUAUACAGGACUUGCUCUGAUGCAUCAUGGUAACCUACCUCAACCCUGAUUUUGGCCUUUCUCUCAGGUCUUUAUGAAGAAACAUACAGAGUAUGAACAAUGGAGGAAUACACACAUACGUAUAUAUAAAUGUAUAUAAAUAUAUAUAUUGCAAUUGUCGCCACAUGCUGCCACAGAAAGGGACACACAGUAAAACACAAACACACAAAUGGAGGGAGAACUUUUUAGGACCUUUAUCUCAUGCACUAACUAUGAAAAUGGUUCACGCUUAGUUUCUAGUGGAUGUGAAUGUGUAACUUUGGUUAUCAUCAGAUUUUUUUGAUUUUUUUUUUCAUAUCACAAGCUGUUAACUUUAUUUUUUUUCACUGGUGUUUGACUUAAUAUCCUCUGUUGAAAGUUUUUCCAUGGAUAAGUAAACUAAGGAAAGUAAUGUGGGCGGCACUUACAACUCGAACAUACAAACAAUUUAUUGAUUUGCCUUUCUGGCUCUUAAUCCAGAGCGUGACUCGUCAUUACCUUAACUAUUCUGCAUUCACGUGAUACUGUUCAGAUUGAUUUUAUGAGCAGCCGAGUGGGAGAAACCAUUGAUGUCAGACUCCUAGUUGUAAUUUCAGGUUGGUGAUAUCUGGAAUAUCUGACAGCUCCAAUAUCUUCCACUUAGCCAAAACAAGUAUGGAGGAACAAACUACAACUGUCACAUCCUCAGAAAAUCUAAAUCAAGUAGCCUAAAUUUGAUUAAGUAUUGUUCAAAACAUUGUAGACGUGACCUUGUUUCAUUCAUUUGCCGUCCCUCUGCUGCCUCACUGGAGUGACAAGUUUGCAAAGUCAGUAGACCAACCUUUUCCUUUAUGCGCGUUAUCCACAUCUAUGGGGUAAAAUCCAACAUUCUUCCUCUCAUCACCUCUCAGAUAGUUAAACACAUUCUCGCUCCGACCUCGUCACAUAUCGACAUUUGGUCAUGGAUCUUCCACGUCCAGAUACGACAUGAAAGGUACCCUGGGUGCGUUGGUUGCUGAUGUUCUGGGACGUUGUGUCAGGUCGGUGCUUGUUGGACCCAUCCACCAUCCCUCCUGCCCGCCCUACUUGGACUUUUGCCGCCUUAACUUUCGUUUUUUUCCCGCCAUGUCUCCACCUGAUGCCGCCGAGCACCGUUUGACUAUAACGACAACUGCCGUAUCAUGCCGACGUUAAAGAACGGCUUUUUUUCGUCAGUGUCUGACGCCGCAAGUCACUGCCAAGGCACAAAUUUCGACAACUUCAGAGUGAGACCGGGUUAGAUAGUUUGGUAUCGUCAGCUCAGCGCACUACUUUUCAGUUAGCUUUUUCCCUUUGACAUCGGCUCACUAAGAGGCAGCAGAGCAUGCAAUGCAAAGACGGACAGGGCAUUUUGAUUGCAGUUUAUUUGGCUGGAUUCGAAUGAGCUACACACGACUUGUAUGCAGUAGGCGAUUUGAGAUGGGACAAUGGGGGACGCCAACCCCCUUGUUAACCUGCCAUCCUUCUUCAUCCCCAGGCCUGGACCCAGACCUAUUACUGAUAAAUUAUUGACAAUUGUUCAGUUUUAACGAAGCGCUUAGUGACGCAGAAUUUGUAGCUUUGGUUGAGUGACCAAGAAACUCACAGACCAAUUACACAAGUUAAAUCAUCUCCUGUGACACUACUCAGCCAAUCAAAUCUGUGCAUUCCGAUCGGCAUUGCAGCUCCAGUGAAUGAGAUACUUACUCACAAGUCGGCUACUAGUUGAAUGUAUCUGGUUUCACACAACAAAUACUGAAUAAAUACAAAUACUACACUCUGUAAACCAGGCUAACAUUGGGGCUAGCAGCUUGGGCUAACGUGUAAAUACAGUCACAAUAACUGGAGGUUUUCCAGUUUUCCCAUUUUGUUAAUAUUGCAUGAAUGCAGCAUAAGGUGUAAUGACAAUAUAGGAAAUUGGAAAAUAGUUUUCAAAUUCGAUUUUUGGCUCAAUAUACAGUAUCAUAUGUUCUGAUCAUCUGCGACAUUCCACAUGAGAGUUGUUUGUGUCCCCACAGCCGAGAAUCACCUCCCAUCUUUGUGUGUUCUGCAUUAUACAGUUUCCAUUUUAGUGAUCAUCUUAGCAUCUGUGAUGUUAUGCCUUUUAAAUUUAUUUGUUCAUGCUUAUUUGUUUGCAGAUUUUUCUCCUUGCAUCAUUUCUUGUAUUUAAUUGUACACUGUGGUGUUAUUAUCAUGUUACACGUGUUGGAAAAACAGUAACGGUACUUGUCAAAAUAGCAGAACAAAUGCUCGAACCUAAAUGUCUCCUGCUUGUAUAUUUAUUAACUGCCAAUGUGAUAUUUUCUCUCCGGGGCUGCUGCAGCCUUAAUCAGUGUAUUUACUUCUACUGAGAGUAAUUUCACUGGGGAAACAAGUGGUGUGCUUUUCUUUCUUCCUUUCCUCCUUCCUUCCUCUGUCCCUCGGUGUAAUUUAGGGUUAAUCUCCUCCUGCAGGAAAUUGCCCACAUCUCACCCGUGGAUGUGACAGGUUUUAGUGCCAUACUGUUUAACCUGAUUCACUGGGUAUGUGGUGCAGUGACGAUCAUGUUUACGUGAUUAGACUUUAAUAGGUCAGGUUGUCCUUUUGCUUUAUAAUAUUCCAACUUGUGUGAUUAAACAGAGCCCUCGAAGCUGUUCUCGCUGACUGACAGUGCUCUAACUCCAUCACAGUUAGUGAAAAAAAGGGGCCUUUGUCUUAUAUAUUUUGCAGCCUUGGGAAGUGCUAUAUCACCAAACUCUGCUCCUGUCAGUUAGCCAGCCUCCUUUUUUCUUCGUUCAAGAAUCCUGACCUUUGGACAGGGAGAGUGUGUGCUCAGGGACUCUCUGAUCCUCUUGCUAUAUGUGCAUCAGCAGGCCGCUCUUGGCCUUCUGGGUUUUACAUGAUUUUACUCUUUAAAUUCUUCUUUGUGCCCAGUUCAGACAGAUUCACUGUCAGGGAUGCCUUCUUUGUCGGUCAUUUGCGUAACUAAGAGAAAGUGUUGGCAGCAUGUUCAAACACUUGUCCACAGUGUGGCUGCUCUGCUGGAAACAUAAAGGGGCAACUUCUCAGAAAAUAGUUCACUUGCUACCCUUGUGUGCCAGAGGAUGAUGAAAACAAAGACGUAGGGAUUAUACAUUAACAUAAGGUUGCAACUGCAGUGGAAAAAUUAUCUGUGACAACUUCAGGGAACUCUCGUUCACACGGAGAGUUAACAAUUUUUUACUCUCAGUGAAAGAUUACUGUUAAUGCCUCAAAAUCCCUCACAAAUCUGCCUGAAAUACCUCAGAAGCGAUCGACUUCUGUGUUAAUGCUCCUGCUCACUAUGGAAAUCAGAUAACUUAAAACCAUCUGUAGUUCCUAAUUUAUGUUGAUAUUCAUCCAAGAGCUUAAACAAGCAGUCAGUGAGUUGGUAAGUCAAUCAGCAGAAGAAAUAAUUGACAAUUUAGGUGAUUUUUAACGCAAAAAUGCCAAAAAUGAACUGUGAAAUUGUGAGAAUUUGCUGCUUGAAACAAAACAAACAUUUUAGGGCCUUUUCACACCCGAAUGUCUGAACCAAGGUCCAAACCAAGGUUCAUGUCUUUGCUACAUUGAACACAUUUGAUUCGGACAGUUUUGGUUUCACUCUGCGUUUAUACGAGCUAGGGAUGUUCCUGGGGACUAAUUUCCCUGUCGACUAAACGAAAAUUUUCAUUAAGACUAGUCGACUAGUCUAAAAAUUGUAUUCAGGCUCAACAUAUUCCAUUAACUUCCUGAAGCUUUACCUUCAGCAAACUUUAGUGGAAGCAUAUCUUGCAAGGUCAUUGUCGUGAUGAGCUGCGUUAUCUUGUCAGACCAGGCGGGAUCACAGCAGCAACGAUGUCAAAUUGUGGCUAGCACCGUUGCUUGAGUUGAAUGUGGUUAUGUAUUGCUCCAGUCGAGUGACUAUAUGCUAUGCCGUUUUUUCUGACACCGUCUACAUGCUACAUCGUUUCCAUUUUCUAGAUCAAAGUACUGCCAAACCGUGCUGGUUUUGAGAGAGGACAUCGCUCUUAUUUUCCACCGUACUGUUUUAAAACUCCAGUCGACUCGAGCAUUACCGCAGGGAGGGGACUGCUGUCUGACGGCUCUGUAGCCCCCACUAGUGGCGGGCGGCUGCAUGACAGUUUAGCAGCCUUGUACCUGAAUAAAACACUAAUUGGUUUAACCAACUAAUAUUCCUGGUGCUGACUAGAGAGGGGGAGGACGUUUAAUCAUUUAGACGACUGAUACGAGCGCACUAAAGAACUAUACAUGACACCUACGUCCUGUCAUCAUCACCUACGUAAGCUGCGUCUGCCUCUCGAAACCUCUCUCUGCCAUCCUCUUGGAGAAUGAUUGAAAAGUGUUUAAAAUUUUUUAGUUUUUCCAACUGACUCUAUAAAGUCGUAUCGUCCUCUCCUCAUGUGCAACCACGACUCAUUUUUUUGUGUCUGUUGUUCAUGGUCAACCUGACACCCUCACCGUACAUACAACCAACACCUGUCUGCUCUGAGCACAGCCACCGUCACUCUCUCUGUCACCUAAUGCGCAUACACUACGCUGGAGGCACUACACUACUCCUAUCACAUGCGAUAGCCUACCAAAACUUCCGUUAAUUGGUCUUAAAGUCUGAACAGUUCAAAGAUGUUCACACCAGAAACAAACCAAACCAUUUUCUAGUUUGAUCCUGACCACCUCUUUUCAACAGGUGUGUUUUGUCCAGACCAUGAUCCAGGGAAAGGUCUCACAUCUGUAACUUUGGUUCAGAUCAAACUGUAAAGUCCAAAACUCCAGAUCAAAUGAGGCAGGUGUGAAAGGGCCCUGACAGAAGUGAUAUUGAGCUUUAGAAACUUGUAAUUUUUCUGAUAUUUCAUAAACCAAACUAAUAAUUGACUAACAGAGAAAAUAACAGGCUGAUGAUUUGAUGAAACACAAAGAAUAACAGGUCUCAGCUGUCAUUCAUUCAUACUUGUUCUCAGGUUCUCACAAAGAAGGCAUCCUGAACUGGAUAUGUGCAGGAUUUGUUUCUCAUGGCCAGUAUAUGGCUCCAGCUGUUUAGACUAUGUGUCUGUGCAGUUCUCUGUCUUAUGCAUUAACUGAACACAGGUAACCAGAUCCAGUCAAGACAACAUUAGACUGACACUGUCUCACUGUAUAAUGUCUGUUAAGUACGAUGCUGUAACUCAAUGGUUGAUUUAAUGGUGAGGAUGUUUUGGGUAACCUGAAAUAUUCUCACUCUGGUUUCUCUAAAAGUCCAAAGCCUGAUGCAACUAGCCUCUGCUUGAAAUCUCAUUUACAUUAUGUGGUAUUGAUCGUUGUGGCACCACAUGAUCAUCCGAUAUGAUUGUGAAUUGAUUACAUUUCCGAUGCAUUUAUCUCUAUGGUGUUCUGCUCUGAGACCCUGAUGACUGUACAUGUCAAAUAAUGCUGAGUUUAAAGAUUUUCUGAGUGAUUUAUACUCUUGUCAAAUGGUGAUUUAAUGUAAAUGUACUUUAAUGUUUGAGAUCAGUAUUAUAUUUUAUAUACCUCUGUCAAGAAAGCAGAUUGAAUCCAAUGUGUUUAACGGUAGUAGGCAGAGAGAAACCUACAGUAGAUCUGCAUGAGAAACGAAAAAGCUAACGUGUUAUUUAAGCUGAAAUGAAAAGUGUUAGUUAAUCAUUAUUGGACUUGUGAUGGUAGCACUGUGAUAUUUAGCCGAAUAAUGGCAAAAUAAUGUUGUGAUCUCAAUAUGGUGACUACUGAUGGUCCCAUCUCGCAUUGUCGGUCAAUCUGUCUUGAUGGUGUCUGUUGAUGAAAACAGGUCGUGUGACCUUUUUCCGCUGACAAAUCUAAACCUGUCUCGCCCUCGCUGAUGCCUGAUGAUCACCUCAUCCUCAUCCUGUUCCCACCAGUCAUCCUCACAUGAGUGACUCAGGGUGAGGUCCUGUCAGCGCUGUUACCGUUUAAAGUGACAAGUUGUCUUCAUUUUCCUUCACAAACCAUCGUUGCUUGAGGUGAAUGUCUGUUCUGUAUUGAUGUUGUCAACACCAUCUAAAGCUGCUCGGUCAUCAGUAAUUUGGCCACUGAAAUAGAAAAAGAGUAGAGUCUAUUGGGCAGGUGAUCGAACCCACACACCUGUCCUGCGAGGUUAGCGUCAAACGUCAAAGUCAAUACCAGCACGUCAGUAAAGAGAUCAUUGUUUAAGUCUGCUUACAGAGACAUGCAUUGUAAAAUCUUCCUGUAUAGAGCGCCACAUUUAUGUUUGUGAUUCACAGUCUGAGCUUCGAUCCUGCACCACUGCAGGCAAAAGAGUAUUUAAUCUUAAAGGGAAAACGACGCUGAUAUAUUGCUGCCAUAUGAAACCAUGUAGGUGUAAGAAUAUUAGACCUGCUCUUGCCCAGUGUUGCUGGUUUGCAACAAGAAUUUUACUUGUGUUCAGAUUAGAAGAACUGAUGAGUGAUUUGUUUUAUUUAUUAAAACUAAAUUUUAUUAAGUUGGCCAAGAAAAGGAUUUGAAUUUGAAAUAUUGAAUUUGUUUUUUUUAAAUCUACAACUGUAAAACUUGCAAGUCGACCACAAGUGAAGUUUAAUCUCCAUUACUAGGUUUAAAGCCCCCAAAAGCUUGGUUUCAAAGCCCAAGUUUGGCUGUAUAACAUUAGAUAUUCAUGAUUAAAGAGGAAACAAGGUUGAAAUUCGUAAGGAAAAAAACAUAAUAAUAACAUAAGUCAUUUAUCGAGAGUUUAACUGGUAAAAACGUAGCUAAUCUGUUUCAUCAGGAUAUAUUUCAUCGACAGUAAAUCCAAACCACCCCACAACAUUAUAGAAAUAAAGCAAUUUAGCCCCGCCCACACCAAAAGGGAAAACAAUUAAUCGCCGCUCACUGACUGUAUUGCAUGAACGUACCUCCAUGUUUCUACCAUCUGCUAGCAAACAACAGAAAAUGCCUAAAAGCUGCUGUGUGGUGGGAUACACUACCAACAGCGCUAAGAACCCAGACCUAAGAUUUUACAAACUGCUGAACCGAAAUCUGAAAUUUGAUAAUCUAAAUCCAGAUUCGUGCGCAGAUGUACAUGACAUCAGUUUUUACCAACUCAGCCAUGCAUCCUUCAAACCAAUGAUGGGAGCAAAGUCAAAAACACAAAUACAGAAAUCACCAAAUUUGUUCUUACUUUGGCGGACAUGGGUUAAGAAAGCAUUGUGGUCUGUGUGUUGGCUCCGUUUUUAACUUUAUUGGCAUCAACCAGGAUUCCACCAGCAAAAUCAGGCUGUUUUUUUAUGUUUACCAUUCAUUUUCAUACAGAUUAAUAUAUUACAAAAACCACUGUAGAUUCUCACUGUAAGUCCUGCUGAAGCAGAUACAAUGAGGACAGUAAUCUUGGCUUUUAUGCUCAAAGAAUUGCAGUUUUUUUCCCCAGUACAAUAUGCGACCACAACAAAGGGCAAGAGAAGGUCUGUCAGCCAUUUUAUUCUCACCUCAUUAGAGUUGCUUUUACUGAUACUACAGUUCAUUAAAAACGAGUAGAACUUCUAUUUUAUCUAUGCAGUUUUAUUUUUAUUUUUAAAUCCUACAGGGUUCAAAUGUGGUGCCAACCUGAAACCAAAAACCAUAUGCAUUACCAGCUGCGUAAACUACUUGUUUAAUGUCACAAAACAAGCCUCAAUUGAUGCGUUACCUGCGUUCAAUUAGCCGAUCGACCAGUUGGAACAAAGGGAGCGCAAAUCUGUACAGCCAGCUCACGAUCACACAUCUAUCUAUCAGUGUCUGUCUGUCUGUCUGUCUUGUUAUAUGUCCGUCUGCUGAGGUCACUGCCUCCGUCUGCUCGUACUCUGUCUUCUCCCACAGUUUAAUUCAGGUCAAUAUGAGAUGAUUUAAUAAGCGUUCUCAGAGCAUUGUCAGGGAUCACUGCUGUAUGUUUCCACAAAGUUAUGUUUCUACACUCUCUCUAGACUAAGGUGUAAAUCUGUAUACAUAUCCACAUAUACAGUGUGUACUGUAUGUGUGUAUGUAUGUAUGUAUGUAUGUAUGUAUGUAUGUGUGUGAAAAGGCAAAAUAGACCAUUUUUAGUGGUUUGUAUUGUUUUAGGGUUCAUUGUGCAAAACUGAAGAAAAAAAACAAUAACAGUGAUAAUAAACUAGAUCUAGAAGUAAUGAA
Molecule: messenger RNA, 13723 nt
Organism: Epinephelus moara (kelp grouper)
Lineage: Eukaryota; Metazoa; Chordata; Actinopteri; Perciformes; Serranidae
Gene: igdcc3
Product: immunoglobulin superfamily, DCC subclass, member 3
Exons: 14
Coding region: 278-2569 (763 amino acids)
Biological process (GO): cell-cell adhesion; axon guidance
Cellular component (GO): plasma membrane; axon
Molecular function (GO): protein binding
Source: RefSeq, a predicted model, not a curated record